Molecule: messenger RNA, 1491 nt
Organism: Talaromyces marneffei
Lineage: Eukaryota; Fungi; Ascomycota; Eurotiomycetes; Eurotiales; Trichocomaceae
Exons: 3
Coding region: 1-1491 (496 amino acids)
Source: RefSeq, a predicted model, not a curated record
AUGGAAGCAUCUUAUUAUCAAAACCAUCAACCCCCAUAUCAGAAAUCUCCUUGUCUCUCGGAACGCAGGACUGAUAUCUGCCCAGAUAUCGACCGUACUAACGAUUUAGGCUAUAUCAACUCGUCUCCAAGAAUCCGGCCCCUUCAUCAUUCUUUGUCAUAUCCACCGGCGUCUGGAAGGCCAUUGCACGGCCAUGAGUUUCAAGUAGCGCGGGCUCGGAGCCGUCUACAGACUAGAUCGAGUCCGUCUACUACCGGAAUAAUAUCGAGCUCACCUGAGCUUCCCCAAACUACAUUAUCAGUCUCUGCAUCAUCAUCAUCAUCAUCACCAACAACAACAACUUUGAGCUCUUUCCCAUUGCCGUAUAGAUCCCAAUCAGCGACUCAUUACCGCUCACCUUCUUCUGAGUAUCCUCCGGCUACAUUCCUACUGACAUCCCAGGAUUUUCGACCUUAUCAUUCACCCCCAACCCCGACUCUACCGGGAAGGUUCUCUAGUCCUGACGACUCGCGUCCCUCGACUAGUUCUGCUGGUCUCCCUAACUCUUAUGAAUCAGAGUCAAAUCCAAAUACCGGCUCCUUUUCGUCCCCAAACUGGCAACCCAGGGAUUCAAAAUGGCCUCAGUCGCGAUCACAAAGUAGCAGGAAGUACAUCCCGAAGGGCCGCAGAUAUGACUCGCCCAUUAAUCAGCGCCGCAUGGCCCCACGGAAUGGUUUCAUUCAUCCCGCGAAGAAGGGCACCUUGCCAGGUCCUAAUCAGGCUGUUGAAAGAAAAGUCCAGGAUGGCCGGAGGACGAGGGUCGAUGAAUUGGCGACGCGAUGCAAUGAUGACAAGACCCCGACAGAGGGGCCUCGCUUGGUCAACCAUGCGCUACCAGCAAGCCUUGAUAACGGCGAAGAAGAAAGGCCUCCCAGCACUAAAGAAACCUCUAUGAGUGUGUCUCGUUACGUCUCUCCCAAGGAUGAGGAAGACUCCGUCCAAUCAAUCCGAAACUCCCAAUACUGGACACAAUUAAAGCACGACCCUAUAUUCUCGGACCUCUCCACAGGAAGCGAGACUAUAUCCAUCACAGAUCUGAAACAACGACGAAAUCAAAUAUUGCAAACCCAUGCACCAUCUCGUCAAGCCAUCAUGAAGGAGCAGGGUACUCAAACGGAUCCCGAGGAACAAUUGCCAUUUUCGCGGCCCAGGUCUCCCACGAAAAUAACUGCCACUGAACAGACCCGCCCUGAACAGUUCAAUUCCAGACCAAAGAGCGUCCCCCAAUCCCGGAAAAGACCACAUGCAAAGGACAGUAAUCAACAUAAUCGAACCUCUUCCCUCACAGACACUGACAGUCCACGCAUUCACUCACAACAGCUUGAGGGCAGAAGAGGUUUUAAGCGAUCCAGGAGUGUCACGGAGGAAGAUUACGAGGAGAAUGAUUACCCGCAUAGGCGGAAAGUUGGAAGUGGGAUCAGUCAGGAUUCAUUUUAUAGUCGAAGACGUUAG